Molecule: messenger RNA, 829 nt
Organism: Drosophila ficusphila
Lineage: Eukaryota; Metazoa; Arthropoda; Insecta; Diptera; Drosophilidae
Product: ATP synthase subunit C lysine N-methyltransferase
Exons: 2
Coding region: 99-716 (205 amino acids)
Biological process (GO): peptidyl-lysine trimethylation; positive regulation of proton-transporting ATP synthase activity, rotational mechanism; regulation of mitochondrial ATP synthesis coupled proton transport
Cellular component (GO): mitochondrion
Molecular function (GO): protein-lysine N-methyltransferase activity
Source: RefSeq, a predicted model, not a curated record
UGCAACACUUGUAAGCAGCCGGGCCAUAGAACAGCUGACCUCACGGCAACUUCCAAUUAGAUUAUUUUUAGGAUGGAAAUUAAGUUUAGCUAACUAUAAUGGAGAUAUUGAAUGCAGAUGUCUCGAAAACAGUUUCAAAGUCCCCAAAAAAUGGUAUGUCAACGGGCGGCAAAAUCCUAAUAGCGGCUACAGGAGGUGUCGGCAUUGGGCUAUCAAUUGUGUGCGCAUCCUUUGUGGCUCCCGCUUUCCGGAGGAUUUGCUUGCCUUAUGUGCCGGCCACUACCGAACAAAUCCAAAAUGUCCUUAGCUUUCUACCCAAGAACGCGGGCGGAAAGCUGCUGGACAUUGGAUCCGGGGACGGGCGAAUCGUUAUUGCUGCUGCACAGCACCACAAAACUUUGCAGACAGACGGCGUGGAGCUAAACCCCUGGUUGGUCUACUACUCCCGCUUGGCUGCACUGCGUCAUGGGGUUUCAAAACAGACGAGGUUCUUUCGGCGAGACUUGUGGAAAUUCGACAUCAAGGACUACAACUUCGUUGUCAUUUUCGGCGUAGAGCAGAUGAUGAAGGACCUGGAGCAAAAACUGAUCGCCGAGUGUCCACACAACACCAAGAUCAUCGCCUGCCGCUUUCCACUGCCUAACCUGCAGCACGUAAAGAUCAUCGAGGAUGGAGUGAACACAGUGUGGUUCUACGACCUUAACAAAAACAGUUGAAACGGCUAGCCGAAUAGUUAUUAAACUGGUAUUUUAUUGUUUUCCACGACAAGAAAACGUUGCUUAAGAUAAAUGCUAGAAGGGUUGGUCAGUAAUACAAACUUUAUACCUUA